Molecule: messenger RNA, 5303 nt
Organism: Plectropomus leopardus (leopard coralgrouper)
Lineage: Eukaryota; Metazoa; Chordata; Actinopteri; Perciformes; Serranidae
Source: RefSeq, a predicted model, not a curated record
UGGGGUGUUGUGAAUUCGUGUAGCAAAGAAAUCUUGAGUGGGAGUUGUCUGGACUGAUUUGUUGUGAGUUUUGACCGUCGUUUCGCACCGAUCAGCACCGCGCCAGCCGCAGCCAUGCCCGGGAUAGAGAAGCUGCCGAUAGAGGAGACGCUGGAGGACAGUCCGCAGACUCGCUCUCUGCUGGGAGUGUUUGAGGAGGACACUGCGGCCAUGUCCAACUACUGCACACAGCUCUAUCAGGCCAUGCAGAGGAUUUAUGAUGCACAGAAUGAGCUCAGUGCUGCAACACACCUGACCUCCAGACUGCUGAAAGAGUACGACAAACAGCGUUUUCCUCUGGGAGGCGAUGAUGAGGUGAUGAGCUCCACCUUGCAGCAGUUUGCAAAAGUCAUCGAUGAGUUGAGUUCCUGUCACGCCGUCUUGUCCACCCAGCUUGCAGAUGCCAUGAUGUUUCCCAUCACUCAGUUUAAAGAGAGAGAUCUGAAGGAGAUCCUCACUCUGAAAGAAGUCUUCCAAAUAUCCAGUGAUGAUCAUGAUGUAGCCAUUAACAGAUACAGCCGCCUGUCCAAAAAGAGGGACAAUGACAAGUUGCGGGCGGAGGCUGUGGAGGAUGUCUACACCUCCCGCAAGAAACAGCACCAGACCAUGAUGCACUACUUCUGCUCGCUCAACACUCUGCAGUACAAGAAGAAGACGGCUCUGCUGGAGCCGCUGCUGGGCUACAUGCAGGCCCAGGUAUUUUUCUUUAAGCUGGGAUCAGAAAAUCUCACCCAGCAGUGGGAGGACUUCCUGGGAACCAUAGGAACCAGUGUCCAAAAUGUGCGUCGGGAGAUGGAGGAGGAGGUCGGACAGAUGCAACAAACCAUCCAGGAGAUGGAGAGAUCAUGUGACCCUCUGUAUGCACCUUGUGACCCUGACCCCCGCCCACUCCCUGUCUGUCGCAACCUGACCAGGAAACAGGGUUACCUGUACAUCCGCAAUAAGACGGGGCUGGUGUCGUCUUCCUGGGAGCGUCAGUACUUCUUCACGCAGGGCGGUAAUCUGAUGCAGCAGGGCCGGGGCGAGGUGGCGGGCGGGCUGGUCACAGACCUCGACAACUGCUCCGUCAUGGCGGUGGACUGCGAUGACCGCCGCUUCUGUUUCCAGGUCACUUCCUUCGAUGGCAAGAAAGUGGUGACGCUGCAGUCUGAGAGCAGGAAGGACUGCGAGGAGUGGAUCUCUACCAUCAACAACAUCUCCAAACGGAUCUACCUGAGUGAGAACGCCGAGGAACUGGCAGCCAGAGUGAACCAAUCAGCUCUUGAAGCCGUGACGCCAUCGCCGUCCUUUCAGCAGAGACACGAGAGCAUGAGACCCAGCAGUAAAGGGCGUACGGGCCGAGCGAGCAGCAUCAGCUCUGUGGGCUCCGAGCCGUCGCCUGCCCUCUCUGUGCUCUCAUUGGACGCGCUGGUUGCCCCGGAAACACCCAUCCAGUUUGACAUCAUUUCCCCCGUCAGUGAGGAGAAUUCAGCACAGAGCAAGACGGCAGCACAGUCCGGCAGAAGGAGUAAUCCAUUCGGAGAGUCAGGAGACAGCACAUCAGACGAUGGAAGUGAAGACUCGAUCCUCCACCAGCUCUUCAUAGUUCGCUUCCUGGGCUCCAUGGAGGUGAGGACUGCUGAGUCAGCAGACGUCAUCUCUGAGACCAUGAGGCAAAUCCUGGCAGCCCGAGCCAUCCACAACAUCUUCAGGAUGACCGAGUCACACCUGCUGGUCACCUGCGACUGCCUCAAGCUCAUUGAUCCUCAGACACAGGUCACUCGACUCAGGUUCCCUCUCUCCAGUGUCAUUCAGUGUUCGUCCCAUCAGGACAACAAGAGGCUGUUUGGGUUCGUUUUGCAGACGCCGGGCGGGCGGGGCGAAAGCCGAGCCGUCUGCUACAUCUUCGAGUCUAACAACGAUGGAGAGAAGAUCUGCGACAGCAUCGGUCUGGCCAAGCAGAUAGCCUUCCACUCUGAGAUGGACCGUAAGGCGGUGGAGAAGAGGAAGGAGCACGACAAGGCCAAAGAGAAACAGCAGGAAGAACUCAGCAAGCAGAGACAGAUUGAGAAGGAUCUGGAGGAGCAGAGCCGUUUGAUCGCCGCCUCGAGUCGCCCUGCUAACCCGCCUGCCGCUGACGGACAAUUCCUGGUGCUUAGCAACAGCCAAUCAGAGGACAGCGACGCUGGAGAGGAGGGGAAGAAAAGGGGCGAGUCUGAAGCCUAACAAAGACAACCGAGGACGCAUGUUUCACUACCCAGGCGAGUCCCAGCUGGUACUGUCAAAGCUACAGCUCAGGAAUCAGAGAAGGGGAACUCCACCCGCCUGCCCGGGCUGCAUGAGACAGGAAAACAUGCGCUCCCUCUCUCGCUGGACUCUGAAGUUUCCGUUGGAGCCUGUCAUUCUGAGAACGGAGGAUAAACUGAACGCACCCUCACUAUAACGAGGGGGAGGGGAGAAUGAGAGGCAAAGUCUUGUCACAGACUUGUGUGUUUUUUUUUUUCUGUGUGUUAAAAACGCUGCUUUUUUUACCGACCGGCUCCACUCUCCAGAAAAGGAUGCAAAUAUAGAUCUAACCUGUAAGUUUCUGUUUAUUAUGUUUAUUUCAUAGAAAAACUUAACAGCAACGACAGAGGAUUUAAAGCAAAACAACGUACGGAAUAAUGAACCAGGAUCUGAAGAUAAAGUCAGAUUUGGAAAGAUUCAUUGGACGCCUCAGUGUUGUUGGUUAAAGAGCGAGAAAAACAAAUAGAAAAAGGGAGCAAAGAGUCUUAUUUUGAAGAGUCCUUCCUGUUGUGAUGUGUUCAUUAGCUGACCACUUUUUAAAACAUCCUACAGUGUUUUUGAUUAAAAAUAAAAAAAUCUUUAGGGUUGGGCGAUUUUUCUUCUGAACCCCAUCAGACCCAAACCCAUCGACAAUUGCUGAUAUAUUUGUGUAGGUGUGUGUGCGCAUCUCACACCUACUUUCAUUAUUACACAGAAAAAUAGAGCCGUUUGAAUUCAAGUUUCUCUCUUUCACCAAACUAAGAAAAGCCAAAUUAAUUGCCUUGUUAACUCAUCCUUAAACACAAAAAGACACGAAAAAGUUUUUCGAACGUUCCAACAAUCACCAACUCUGCUUUGGUCAAAAUUAAACCCUCAAUUCAGAGAGUUCGAUGAUAACAUUUAUCGUCUCCACGUGCUGUUUUUCCCCACUGAGCAGCGGCGGCUCCGACUUGCUUUUCAGAGGCAAACCGUUAAAUUAGCAAAAUAACAUGACAAAAAUAGCCCCAAAAAACUGGCAAUAUAUUCAGUUUAUUGCCGAUAGCCGAUGUUUGUCCAAUCGCCCAACCCUAAUAAUCUUUCAGUUGCUGGUUUUCACUCAUUUGUCGUGACCGAAUGAAAAUCCACUUGUGAAGCCUUAAAACAUGCCGAAUUUCCAUCACAGUAGAGCUUCAGCAAUUAGUAGAUUAAUCAAUUAGUUGAUCAACAGAAAAUUAAUGCAACUAUUUAAAUAAUAAAUUAAUCAAGUAAGUAAUUUCUAAGCAGAAAUGCCACUGAUGUAAUGGUUCCAGCUUCUCACAGGUGAGAAUUAUUUUCUGGGUAUUUUCUGACUGUUUUCAGAUGUUGUAAAGAACAGUUAAUCGAAAAAUGAUCAUUAGAUUAAUCGAUAUUUGUCAUUUGCAGCCUUACAUUGCAGUGAACAUCAUAGCCACUUUAACUGUGAUGAAAAUUGAUGUUAUCAUUGAGGAGUAAAGCAGCCGUACGUCCACACUGAUUUAAAAUGAACUGUAGGCGGCGACUGCAUGGAAGGUGAAUAGAAACGUAUUCAGAGGUCCAUGACGUCAUCUGGUCAGCACGGGCUUGUUAAUUUGCAGGUCAAAAUAUUUUCAAGAAGUCUUUGGUUAAAAAGUGGUUCAAAUUUUGGAUAAAAGAACCUCUUUCUUCUCUUUCUUUUAGAUCUUUGCCAACACUUUCAACAAAGAAAAUGAUACAGUUUUGACCUGGAAAUCAUGAAAUCAUCCCCCACUCAGUCUGUAAUGACUUGGAAACACUGAUAUAUAGAUAUUUGCAGUAAUAUGCAAAAACACAAUAUUUUAAAAUGAUGAUCACUAAAAUUUCAGCACCUCUUUUCCCUUUAAUCAUAGCACGACAAAUUCUGUCAGCUCUACUUCAGCCACAGUCGAAAUAUUUUGACCCCAUCCUCCAUAUAAAGACUUUCAGUGCCAAUAUUAACUUUGUUUCAUAAUUCACCUUUUUUUGUAUUUCUGUAUUUGUUGAGGUAAUUGUAGAGAAACAUAAAGUAUCAUUAACCCUGCUUUGUUGAGCAUCUGAUAGAUGUCAUGUCGUUUGUAUGCGGUGUGCAUUAGCAUGUUGUCAGGACCGGAGCCACCAGAGCUGCCAUGAGAAGGUCUUAAAGGUGUGAAACUAAAGAAAUGAAAAUUUUGAAUCCUUUUCCUAAGAAGAUAUUUAUUCCAGAAUUAGAUGACAGCAACUUCAGCCUCUAACAAAAUGAAUACCUGCAUGAAAAUAGCGCUCGUUAAUGAGAAUCAUAUACUGUUUAUACUGAAGCCCACAAAAGAGCCAAAGAUGCUUCGCUCUCCUUCCUCGCUUUGAUAAGACUGAAACGCAGGUCUGACGUUUGGAAAAGUUAAACACAAGCACAAAUCUGAUCAAACAUAUUUGUUGACUCGUCGAUACUUUUUGAAAACUGAAAGAAAAAGGUUCUGGCUCGACUAUUGUCUUCUCUGCUAAGCUGGCGUGUUUUAUUCAUACAGAAAACAUAUUAACACAAACUGUCUGCCAAAUAAUCAGCUAUGUUUCUCCUGAUGUCGCAAUAUUUAUCAGCGCUUUAAUACAAAAUGUUUCUGUGUCAUUUGUUUGAGGCCUUUUCUGUUUCUCACAGGUUUUAUUCAUUAAUUUUUUUUUGUUUUAUCCAGAGUGAGCCACGCUGAUUAUCUGUUAAAAAAAACAACAAUAAGCUUCAGUUCCAGCAUCUAUAAACAUGACGUGUAGGGAUAUUAAAGGUCAGAGGUCACAGGCUUCUAUAGGGACAACAACAUGGUGAAGACGUUUCUGAAAUCCCUAAAUCAUCCGUUACUGAAGGUGAUUUCAUUUUUUAUGUUUUUUUUGGGAGGUUGUUUUCUUGCCGAAACCAGGUGAAGAACGAGCUGCACUUUACUGACGCAGGAAAACAGACGGGGGUCGAUGAUGUUGAACUGUAAAUAUGUUUCAGUGAUAAUUGUUUCAGUGUCAUGAAUAAUUAAAAAAAGGCUUUUCAUUGAUAAAUAAAAGCACUAACUCCA